ACGAAGCCAACUUCUGACAAGUCACCUACCACUGCAGAAACCGCUUAUCCUCAAUAUCAGCACUAUUGGCCAGGAGCGACAUGGUGGGAUCAGGCGAGCACAUGGCCGCUACCGUACACCUCAGUGGAUGCGUACUCGCCGUAUUUGUCUUCACAAUUGGGCCUUUUAUCAUCGGUUCCCGCUUCAACGUCUUCCUUAAAUCAACGACUAACUCUGGGAAAGCCAGCGAUAACGUCUUCUGGAGGUGGAAAGUUCCCUCGAGGAAAUUGUGAAUGUCCGAAUUGUGCUGAGGCUGAGCGGAUAGGUAUGUUUUCCAUAGAUCCAUAG
Strongylus vulgaris is the source of this 327-nucleotide messenger RNA. The record is from the annotation of a GenBank genome assembly. NCBI's taxonomy places the organism in Eukaryota, Metazoa, Nematoda, Chromadorea, Rhabditida, Strongylidae.